Molecule: messenger RNA, 726 nt
Organism: Calidris pugnax (ruff)
Lineage: Eukaryota; Metazoa; Chordata; Aves; Charadriiformes; Scolopacidae
Gene: RCHY1
Product: ring finger and CHY zinc finger domain containing 1, E3 ubiquitin protein ligase
Exons: 8
Coding region: 1-726 (241 amino acids)
Biological process (GO): protein ubiquitination; ubiquitin-dependent protein catabolic process
Cellular component (GO): nucleus
Molecular function (GO): ubiquitin protein ligase activity
Source: RefSeq, a predicted model, not a curated record
AUGAACUGCGCCAGGGUAGCCCAGGAGUACCCCCAGCCCCCCUUCCCCGCUGGCCGCAGCACUCGUUUCGCUUGCCACGGGCACAUGCAACCAAGGUACUCCCUUAAAAAUCCAUCUACCGAGAGUUCACCGCUGCCCCGGGGGGUGGAGCAGCCCCCGCGCUGCGAAGGCUGCGACAACCUCUUCGGGGAGUAUUACUGCGACAUCUGCCACCUCUUCGACCGCGACAAGAAGCAGUACCACUGCGCCGGGUGCGGGAUCUGCAGGAUUGGGCCGAAGGAGGAUUUUUUCCACUGUUCAAAAUGCAACUUAUGCCUAAGUUUGAGUCUGCAGGGAAAGCACAAGUGUAUUGAAAACGUCUCCAGGCAGAACUGUCCAAUAUGUUUGGAGGAUAUUCACACAGCUCGCGUCGGAGCUCAUGUUCUGCCAUGUGGUCACCUUCUUCACAGAACAUGUUACGAGGACAUGCUAAAGGAAGAUUACAGGUGUCCUUUGUGCAUGCACUCGGCUUUAGACAUGAGAAGGUGCUGGCGUGAGAUGGAUGAGGAAGUAGCGUUGACUCCUAUGCCCACAGAGUUUCAGAACGUGACGGUGAAGAUCCUUUGCAACGACUGCAAUGCCCGGUCUACAGUGCAGUUCCAUCUCCUAGGCAUGAAAUGCAAAAACUGUGAAUCCUACAAUACCGUCCAGGAGGAAAGAUUCCAGCUGCCUUUGGAGGAGCAGUGA